AAUCGGAACCUAAUAUCAGAGAGUCUAUAGUUUAUAAAAAUAACACCCACCAACAGUUUGCAAGUUACUAAAAUUAGUAACAAAACAAAUCCUGCACGAAGACAAGUAGUUUUUAUCAUGAGAUUCUCUUUGGUUUUAUGAGUCAGUGACAGUGGGUGUGAACCUGUGAUCUCCUGUGUAUUUUACUCCCUGAUCCUGAUACCUGCUUCUACGAGCUCAAAGGGUCGGGUUACUCUUAGUCUCAAGGUACCGGCAACAUUUCAAAAUGGCGACAACUGAAAUUGCAUCCACCAACAACAUGUUUGGACUUCAAUUAUUCAAAACUAUUUUUGAAGAAAACAAAGACAAGAACACUUUUCUGUCCCCAUUUAGCAUAUCAGUUGCACUGGCAAUGACUCAACUUGGUGCGCGUGGAAAAACUGCAUCAGAUAUGUCAGCAACUUUACAAUGGAAUGCGAACAGUGAGCAGGCAAUCCAUGAUGGGUAUCAGUCUUAUAUUUCCAAACUGCAGCAGCCUUGUGACAAGUACCAGUUGUCAACUGCUAACAGAAUCUUUAUUGAAAAAAACUAUCCUGUGCUUGCAGAGUUCAUCGAGAAAACAAAGAAGUUUUAUCUUGCAGAGCCUGUGUCUGCUGACUUUGGAGGAGACUCUGAAAAGGAGCGUACAAAUAUUAACUCAUGGGUAUCUGAACAAACACAAAAUAAGAUCAAUGAUCUUCUGCCCCGUGGGGCUGUGGAUGCUCUGACUCGGAUGGUACUGGUCAAUGCUAUUUAUUUCAAAGGAAAGUGGGAUGAGGAGUUCAAUCCCAACUUGACUCGCCCUCUACCUUUCAAAGUCAGUCCUUCAAACACCAAAGAUGUUCCAAUGAUGUUUGCCAAGCGCAAAUUUGCAUUCUUUCAAGAUGAAUCUCUGGCAUGCACGGCCAUUGAAAUUCCAUACAAAGGCAAGGAUCUGGGAAUGGUAGUCAUCUUACCAAAUGAUGACUUUGGACUAGAGGCACUUGUGAAAACACUUACUCCUGAAAAACUGACCGGUCUGUUGGGAAGACUUGGCAAACCCUUUCAAGAAGUGAAACUUACACUGCCGAAAUUUGAGGUCAGCAGCAGGUUUCAGCUGAAACCACUUCUGUCAGCUUUAGGUAUGGCUGAAGCUUUCAACGUCCAAAAUGCUGAUUUCAGUGGAAUGACAGAGGGGGAAAAAAGAGACCUUGUUUUAGAUGAGGUGUACCAUAAUGCAUUUGUCAAAGUCAAUGAAGAAGGCACAGAAGCUGCAGCUGCUACUGCUAUGUCUAUGACGCUGGGCUGUGCUCCUGUGACAACUAUUGUUAGUUUGGUUGUAGACCAUCCUUUUUUGUUUGCAAUUUUUGAUAAAAGAGCCAAUGGAAAUAUGAUUUUCCUUGGUCAAGUUGUUGACCCAUCUGUCUAAAAUUCCCUUUUAUGUGGACCACCUCCUUGUCCUGAGCUCCAACUGAAUUUAAACUUUGCAUUUGUUGUUAUUGUUGUUGUUAGUUGGCCUUCAGCCCAUGAAUUUGGACUUAAUUUAAACUUUGUUAAUUUUCCAAAGAAUAUUUAUUUAAAAAAAUAAAUUAUAAAUUUUCAGAGGCAAACUUCUCUACUGGCGAUCAAAAGAAAAGUACCACUUUUUGAUAGUAUAUAAAAUCUAGUCUUUUGAGUCUUUUCGCUUUUUCUUUUGCGUAGGUAGUACAAAGUUCUCUGAAAACUAGGUAAUGAUGGGGAAAUAACAUUUUGGUGUUUCAGUUAGUGUUCACAGCACCAAUGAUUCCCCGACCACGUGGCGGAUUUUUUCUAUUCUUUGAUUUUUAUGAAGUUAAGGUCUGUAUUUAUUUAAAACCGCUUCAACACUUGAUCAUUGUCACUUAGAAUUUAGUUUUUUAAAAUCCAGAAUAACGGCACUGUAAUGGACCAACAGCCUGCCAUUUCACCAAAUUUAAAGCUGAGCACCUGUGAGACAGGAUACUGUGUUGCUCGUGACGUGAAUUCCAACCCCAGAACCAUUUUUUUACAGCUGCAGCAAACCGUCACCAAUGCCUGAAACAAUAUUUUACAGAAAGACUAGUGUACUCUAUGUGCCGGAGAUGCCCUGAUGUAAUGAAUGCACAUGGAGAUCACAAGGCGUACUGAUACAUGUGUGACUUUUGGAUUUUCCGCGUGUCGUAAAAUUUCAGUCUCCAAAAAAAAAAAGUUUUUGCUCAAAACUUGAUUUAUCUGUGAAAUACUUUAUAUUUGAAUUUUGUGGCUGGAAGAAUCAUUAUUUUUCAACUUGAAAGACGAACCUUUCGAACUUUUAGGGUGGUAAACUUUUUUUGAUCGCCAGUAUAUUUGUAAAAAAUUUUAUUUAAAGGUAAUUCGCUUGCUUGAGAUAUUUAUGUAAACAAAUACACAUUGUAUUUUAUUUUGCCUAAGAUAUACUUUGGUGGCUAUGUUAACUUAUGUUGAUUUUCAUACAUGUACUGGGUUUCCUUAAUUAACCACAGAAUAGUGGAACCUCUCUCUUUUCAUGACAACAUGUGAUGGAUGCUGACCAUUUUGUUUGAUUUUGGUUUAACUUUAAUAGCAAAUGUUCUUGUUAAGUUUCGCUCAAUUUAAUUUUUUCUUUAUUUACGUAAUAAUGUUUAAAAAAAAAAAUAAACAUCAUGUCUGUUAUGAACGUAAGUGCUUGUUUUUCAUACAAUACACAAGAUACUCUUAUUUAUAUUUCUUAUUCCUUGUCACACUAUGCAACAUAUCACUUUCAUAGUAUAAAAUUUUCUGGGUCCAAGACCAGAUCAUUUGGGGCAUUUUCAAGUCUAAAUGACACUGAAAUUAGUUAACCUGGGAAUGUGAGGUAAUCAUAUGCAUAUGAUAUAUCAGAGCAGAAAAAAAUUCGGCUAAUGCAAAAAGCUCAUACUUUUAAUGCAGAAUUAUUUUUAAGGUGAUCAGUUGAGUAUGUAAUUUAUCCAUUUUGUUUGGGCUUUUAUUCAGGUUUUGGUUUAAGUUUUGUUUUUUGUUUAGGCGUGUGAAAUUUGCAAUCGGGGGAAUGGGGUUCUUUUCGCGAUAGCCUGUGCAUCUUAUGACGCCAAAGUCAAAAUUGAGGCGUCACAGGGUAUAAACCUGGUGCGUGGGCAACAGUGUGAAAUGGUGAAACCUUUAAAGUAAACAAAAAUAAGUACUUGAUAUCCAGUUAAUAGGUACUAAGAUGAACUUUUCGAUGGAAGUAAAACGUUUUGCUUUAUUAAAAAGUAAAGAAUUGUUGUUUAGUCAGUCUAGAUUGAGUGAUUUGAGUUGGGGUGGGCUGGUUGGGUGGAAAGGCAUCUACUAAAGAUUUUUUUAUCUUUGGAAACUUCUGUUUUCAAAAAGAAUACUUUGAAAAUGUGAUGGCUAGCAUGUAUUCUUGGAGACGGAACUUGUAACAUUAUUAUGCUUUGCAAACUCAUUUUCAUGGUGGUACUGUGUCUUUGCAUGUCAUAUGUAUGAUCGCCUAUUAUACGCAAGGUUCUUUUUUUUAAAGUUCUUUUUGUGGUUUUGAUAUAAAUGUUUUACCAGCCUAUUAUCUUUAUGGCUUUUAUGUCAAAGGAGAUUUAUUGGAUUUACAGAAAAAUAUCAAAACUGCUGCCCUUUAUGGUAACAUAUAUAUUAUUUGUUUUGAUUGACAUUGUGCAGUUUUUCAAAUGGAAGUUCUCUGUGAUAAUUAAGCAUAAAUUGUUGAACAUAUUCUUCUGAAAGAAAUAGGCCCUAUUUUAUGGCUGAUGACAUAGUCAUUUACAUACUAAAACAGCAGACAUGCCUCUCAGCCAAGGGGGAUAUUCAUGUAAGGGCCUUUUUCAAGGACACAACAUUGGACUGAGCCAAAACUCCAACUAUUAAAUAUUAAGUUAUACUAUAUUAAAUGAAAAUAUGUACUUAACACACUGUAUGCAUCUAAGUUUUUUUAGAAUUCGAUUAAAAGAAAGACAUGCCUACAAGUAUCAGAAUGAUAAAUGAAAACUUCAUAAUGUGUUUUUGUUAUGUAUGCAUUGCACAUGACUGAAAUGCAACUCACGAUCAUUUGUAUAUAUCCUGAUCACACCACUGAUUGCUACUUUCAUCAAUGUUUCUGAAUUUCCCUAUUAAUAAGAUUAUCUUCUCCUCUUUCAAAUUAAAGAAAAUUAAGUU
This is a messenger RNA of Aplysia californica (California sea hare), 4152 nucleotides long. RefSeq names its product leukocyte elastase inhibitor. Bases 266 to 1426 code for a protein of 386 amino acids. Lineage: Eukaryota; Metazoa; Mollusca; Gastropoda; Aplysiida; Aplysiidae. The record is from RefSeq and is a predicted model, not a curated record. The transcript is spliced from 6 exons. Gene Ontology annotation, molecular function: serine-type endopeptidase inhibitor activity.